Messenger RNA from Ostertagia ostertagi, 339 nucleotides. The record is from the annotation of a GenBank genome assembly. NCBI's taxonomy places the organism in Eukaryota, Metazoa, Nematoda, Chromadorea, Rhabditida, Trichostrongylidae.
AUGGCUACAGUAUGCCAGAUCGAUGACUUACCGAGUGACCAGAGGAAACUUCCCGGUGUUUGCUGCCGCGGCGCUCUCAAGCGGUACUCUACCCUAGUAGUGUGCCUCGGUGACCAGGGAGCCGUGAAUUUGAUCAAGCAGGCUAUCAAGCAGGUUGUCGAUGUUCAUCUCCCAUACGGUAUAAAACACUUCCACAUCGGAGCAGAUGAAGCAUUUCGGAUUGCUGCCUGGACGAUAAUGUUCAAAUCUUUCCCGGACUCCAGCAUCAGGGAACAUGAGAUAGGUGAUGUGGUAGAAUUGGUAAUAUGGGACUAUUCGGAAAGCCUCAUAACCAUGCCA